Messenger RNA from Scleropages formosus (Asian bonytongue), 5558 nucleotides. Its product is annotated as ephrin type-B receptor 4-like. Lineage: Eukaryota; Metazoa; Chordata; Actinopteri; Osteoglossiformes; Osteoglossidae. The record is from RefSeq and is a predicted model, not a curated record. The transcript is spliced from 17 exons. Gene Ontology annotation, biological process: ephrin receptor signaling pathway; axon guidance; protein phosphorylation. The coding region runs from base 1119 to 4133 and encodes 1004 amino acids. Gene Ontology annotation, molecular function: transmembrane-ephrin receptor activity; ATP binding; protein binding. Gene Ontology annotation, cellular component: plasma membrane; dendrite.
AGCUGCUGGUCGACUGUGUGCACGAGAGCGCGCGGCACUAAGAGUGUGGCUCUAGUGGAGUGGCGGAUUUUCUCUUGAGUUUUUCCAUCGCUUUCUUUGUUUUUGUUAUUAUUUCUUUUUUUAAAUUAAAUUUUCAUUGCCGUGUUCAUGUAUUCAUUCUGUGUGCGAUUUCUGGAUGUCUUCUGGGCGCCGACCUUCUUCUCGUCCGAAGCAGUCCAAGGGGAAAAGACCAGAAGAAAAGAAUGUAGAAAUUGAGCGUUUUUUCUGAGGCGCCGAGGUGAAGUACAAAGGAGAGUGGAGCUCUGAGGCGAAGCGACACCCAAGUGACACCGCGGCCGGAUUUGCAGCGCCACCGACACCCACACAGACUCCGACACACACAGAGCCCGUGUUCUGCGUGUUCUGCCGCGCUCCUCCACACCUGAGCCCCGGCGACGUCGGUCGGUUGUCUCUGCUGCUGCUGCGCUGGAGGGUUAAGCCCGGCGGAGACACUGCUGCUGGCCGCGAUCUCUUCUUCUCACGACAAGUUUAGAGACUUGGGGGGGAAAGUGGGGGACAAAGAGGGGCCCUGGAGGGACCCAGCCGGCAGCGCGGGCCGUGGCGUGGAGCAGCGAGCGACACGAUCCUGCCCGUCCGUCGCCCUCGUCUCCAUCAGACUGAGCUGCAUCCUCUCUUCACCUUCGUCACUUGGCUUUCUUGCGAACGCGCCGUGCAAACCCGCGAGCCGCGCUUCUCCUCUGCGCGGUAAACAACACUGACACACAGCACCGGUGGUCCGGGUCCGUCGCGGCUUCGGUCCGUCGCGGCUGUCCGAGGCGAGGUUGACAUCCGCCGGCACUGUAACUGUUCGACCUUUUCGGCCGCUGCGUUUUUUUUUUGUCUUUGCGCUGCAUCAAUUUAAAUAUAUAUUUUUUUCAUUUAUAUUUAUAUUAGUGGCUUGAAGUGUGCUCUGGUGCUCGCAUCCCCUGUGCGCCGACACCGACGUCUGACUGAGGGGGGGACGGGCUGCAUGGCCGCGCGAUCGGCACCGUGUGUCACACGCGUGUAGGGUCCCCGUGGACGAGCAUCGGUCCCCGAUACAGUUUGCAUACACAAGGGUGUUUGUGUGUGUGUGUGUUAUGUACGGUGCGUACAGGCUCGCGCCGGCAGCCAUGCAGCUCGCGCGCUCGAACCGGCAGCAGAAGACGGCGCGAGCGCUCUGGAUCCUUCUCCUCCACUUGGUCCAGCUCUGCGCUGCAGAAGAAGAGAUCCUGAUGAACACCAAGCUGGAGACCUCUGAUCUCAAGUGGACCGUCUACCCACGUAAUAAACCUGAGUGGGAGGAGAUGAGUGGCCUGGAUGAGGAAAACAACAGCGUUCGCACCUACCAGUUCUGCCCCACUGAUAGCUCGGGGAGCCACUGGCUGCGCAGCACACUGAUCGAAAGGCGGGGUGCAUCACAAGUCUAUGUGGAGCUUCGCUUCACCAUGAUGGAGUGCUCAUCGCUGCCAACACAGCACCGCACAUGCAAGGAGACCUUCAACCUGUUCUACUACCAGGCCGACACAGACGAGGCCACAGCCACCUACCCACCAUGGAUGGAGAACCCCUACGUCAAAGUGGACACGGUGGCAGCGGACUUCCUGCUACGCAAGGGUGGCGAGCGCAAGUUCAACGUGAAGAUUCUUCGGUUGGGCACUCUCAACAAGCGUGGAUUUUACCUGGCCUUCCAGGCACAGGGGGCCUGCAUGGCGCUGCUGUCUGUGCGCGUCUUCUUCAAGAAGUGCCCCGCCUUGACGCGUGCGCUUUCCUCCUUCCCCGAGACAGUGCCACGCUCCCUUGUGCAGGAGGCACAGGGCGAGUGUGUUGCAAAUGCUGCCCAGCCAGGCCAGCGUACUCAGCCGCCGCCACGCAUGUUCUGCGGAGAGGACGGCCAAUGGGUGGGGCAGCCCAGCACCGCCUGUGCCUGCUUACCUGGGUACGAGCCUGCAGACAACAAUGUCCGCUGCAGAGAGUGUCCAUCGGGGCAGUUCAAGUCUGGGGAGGGGUCUGGCCUGUGCUCACCCUGCCCUGCCCACAGCCAGGCAGUGAGUGCUGGAACAUCAUCCUGUUUGUGUCACCCGGGGUACUACAGAGCUGAGAGCGAUGCUCCGACGACAGCCUGCACCACUCCUCCCUCAGCACCACGAAGCAUCGUCACGCAGAUCAAUGAUACGUCAGUGACUUUGGAGUGGAGCGAGCCCCUGGACAACGGUGGCCGUCGGGAUCUAAGCUACGGGGUACAGUGUCAGCGCUGUGGGGUCCCUGGGGGCCGCUGCACCUCCUGCGGGGACAGGGUCAGCUACCGGCCAGCUCAGCACGGCCUAACAACACGUCGUGUUGUGGUCUGGGGCCUGCUGCCGCACACCACCUACAUCUUCUUAGUGCAGGCGCUCAACGGCGUGUCCCAGCUCAGCGGCCGUGAACCCUCCAGCGAGAGCGUCAACAUCACGACAAGCCGAGAUGUGCCUGUACUGGUGUCGGGCAUCAUGAGUGACAGAGCGACUGAGAGCAGCUUAACUCUUCGCUGGCCAGUGCCCAAGCAGUCUCACUACACCAUCCUCCACUACCAGCUUCGCUACUGCGAGAAAGAGAAGCGGAAUGAGGAGGAUGCAUGGCACUACAAGGAGAGUGACAGUGCCCAGGUGGUGCUCACCGACCUGCGCAGGAGUACCCAGUAUGAGGUGCAGGUCCGCGCUCGCACCAUGGCUGGCUAUGGCAACUUCAGCCCAGCUAUGUCCUUCCACACCCUACCCAACGACGAUGGCUCACAUUCCCAGCUUUUGGUCACUGGGGUGCUGGUUGCCAUGGGACUGCUACUCCUCAUCACAGUCAUCGUCAUCGCCAUCUUCUGCAUACGCAAACACUCCCGCAUGAAGGACCCUGAACUAAGUGACAAGAAUGGACAGUACCUGAUGGGCCAGGGUAUCAAGGUGUACAUCGACCCAUUCACCUAUGAAGACCCAAACGAGGCUGUGAGAGAGUUCGCCAAGGAGAUCGACGUGUCCUUUGUUAAGAUCGAGGAGGUUAUCGGAGCCGGUGAGUUUGGCGAGGUUUGCCGGGGAAGGCUGAAGGUCCCUGGAAAGAAGGAGAACUAUGUGGCCAUCAAGACCCUGAAGGGCGGCUACACAGAGAAGCAAAGACGGGAUUUCCUGAGUGAGGCAAGCAUUAUGGGCCAGUUCCAGCACCCCAACAUCAUUCACUUGGAAGGAAUCAUCACUGCUAGCUGCCCCGUCAUGAUCAUCACUGAGUACAUGGAGAACGGCGCACUGGACUCCUUCCUCCGGCAGAACGACGGGCAGUUUACUCCCAUCCAGCUGGUGGGAAUGCUGCGGGGAAUUGCCUCUGGCAUGAAGUACUUGUCAGAGAUGAGUUACGUGCACCGGGACCUGGCUGCCAGGAAUAUUCUGGUCAACAGCAACCUGGUGUGCAAGGUGUCCGACUUUGGCCUGUCGCGCUUCCUGCAGGAGAACUCCUCGGAUCCAACCUACACCAGCUCCCUGGGGGGUAAGAUACCCAUUCGCUGGACGGCCCCUGAAGCUAUCGCAUUCCGCAAGUUUACUUCUGCCUCAGAUGUCUGGAGCUAUGGCAUCGUCAUGUGGGAGGUCAUGUCCUUUGGUGAACGACCAUACUGGGACAUGAGCAACCAGGAUGUGAUCAACGCCAUUGAGCAGGACUACCGCCUGCCUCCUCCACCUGACUGCCCCACCUUUCUGCACCAGCUCAUGCUGGACUGCUGGCAGAAGGACCGUGCAGCUCGACCUCGCUUUGCAGCCAUAGUCAGCGCCCUGGACAAGCUCAUCCGCAACCCCGCCUCACUCAAGAUUGUGGCUCAAGACGGAGCGGGGCCGUCUCAUCCCCUGCUGGACCAGCGCGGACCCCCGCCUCUCUCUGCCUGCAACUCUGUUGGAGAGUGGCUCAGGGCCAUCAAGAUGGAGCGCUACGAAGAGGGCUUCCUCCAGGCUGGGUUCACCUCCUUCCAGAUGCUCUCCCAGAUCUCCACAGAGGACCUCCUACGUAUCGGGGUCACCCUGGCCGGACACCAGAAGAAGAUCCUCUCCAGUUUGCAGGUCAUCAGGGUACACAACGGGAGCCCCGGCACCAUGCGCUUUUAGUCCUGCAGUCUACCACCGCCCCGCCCCCUCCUUCACAGCCUGGACUGUCUUUCUACAGCCAGCUGAACUCUGUCUCCAAAGUUCUGCAAUCACAUGUUUUAUUCUUCCUCAGCUUGCAUCAUCGCUGGAUUUCUACAUUUCCAUUCAGCUUCCCCAUAACCUGCCAGCUCUUUACUGCCCAGGAAUCAUCCUGCUGUUACAGCAAAUCACAGCCGGGUACAGCCUCAGAGCCCCACUGGGGGUCCUUGGUGCUCAAGGGCAGAAUCCAUACAAGAUGGUUGCCCAGGAUCACGAUGGAGAUGCUGCCGAUAGCAGGUCCGUGUAUGGUACUGGUGCUCGAAGCAGCCGCGGGCAGGGCGCAGGAACGGGACUCUCGCUCUCAGCACGGAGCGCCCACAGCCGGUCCGCAGCCAGCAUUCAGAACGAGCAGAACGUGACCUUGGGACCUUGUAGACAUACAUAGCCCCAUGGGAGUCCCAGCCACAGGUUGGCCCAAAAACUACGUAAACACAAACCAGAGCAGGGAUUCCACCACUGCAGAGCAUGCAGAUUAAAUCAUUGUGGUGACUUUGUUUUAAUUUAAUUAAUGGCAAUAUACAUUAAACGUAUAAUGAAGCAACAGCUGAAGAGGCCUGGACACAUGAGCCCAUGUUCGCUCAAAGGAUAAGCACAGCGUUUUCCACCAACCUACUUAAUGAUGUUGGAUGCUGCUUGAAUCUGAGCUUCUGGGGUCCCUUCUGGCAACUUCACGGUUUAUCACAUUUAUUUUCCCUACGAAGCUGGACUGUGGCUCGAUGAUGCAGGAUUGGGGCAAACCUGAGACGUGUUAGCACUUGUGUGCCUGGGGGAGUUUGGCACGGUUAUCCCACUAGUGAAUUUCUCAGCGUUUCCCGCACAGCACCCUCUCCUCCGAACCUCCUCCUUUUACCUUCCAAGAGGGCAGGGGUUCCACUCCCCGCCAUUUUCCGCAGAGGGAGACCUGCAGAGGACUCGCGGACACAAAAGAGACCAAGCAAAUACUGUUGAAUCCAACUUUUAUACGUUGACUUUGUUCAUGAAAGCCAUAAAUCAGGGUUUGUUUAAUGUUGCUGGUAUGCAAGGAGGCGGAGUCUGUGUUUCACAAGCAGUCCUCAGGCAGAGCUGCCGUCCCCGUUGUCCAGAUGUUGUUUGGAGCGUGCUGUACCCCGUGACGGGUACGACUGAAUACUGGAUUGCACCCCCCACCCUGAAAACGAAGAUUCUUCUUGGCAUUCGAUGUGUGAACGACGUCUGUGGGCUCCUUGGUGCCCUUGGAAUUCUGGGAGAAUAAAUCUGAUCUUCACAUUGAGGGUCUGUUAUUAUAAACCAAUGAUUGUGUUUUUUUUUUUUUUAAAUUUCGUUUCCUUUUAUUUGUAUAAAUUUCUGUAUGUAUGGGAUGAGCAGUGG